AAAUACCUAAAAUAGAUACCAUUUAUUUAUGUCUGCAUAUUCACAAUUAAAGCAUGCAUGUUAUAAUAUCCUAUCAUUUCCGUCAAACAUCUAUUCAUCGGCAGUCGCCACUGCAAAUUUUCUCCCUCUGCUUCUAGCCAUUUUUAGUAAAGAAUCAAACUUUUUUCGCACCCCAUUUUCCUCAUCGAUUCGCUGAGUUGCUGUGCGUGUAGUCCAUCACAGUCAAGAUGGGGAGGCCUAGGGGGAGACCCAGGAUCCUGCGUCCGCGGUUGUCGCGUAUGGACGCGGCGGUGGACGCCAUGCUGCCGCUUGGAUUCCCGGAAGCAAAGGUGAAGAAACGCGUUAACCAACUGCUCAAGGUAUACGGUGGAGAUGAAGGAUGGCCAUUCAUUGAGGAAUGCUCAUAUAAGGUACUUCUUGACUCCCUUCUUGAAGAAAAGGAUGAUGAAGAGCAAGUCACGUCGCAAAAUGGAUUACUACUGGAGCCUGUUGAAAAUCGGGAACUGUUGGACAAGCCACAAGGCGAUGAAGACCUUAGCUGCAGUCGAGCUUCGGAUGCUCUCAUAGAGCACCCCUCAGAAGCAGUUGCAGAGGAUACACCGCUGCCAGCUUCUUCACCACCACGAGAUAGCACUCAUCUGCUGUUGCUGCCGGCCAAUACACGGACACGUUUUCCUUGCUAUGGUUGGAUCGAGAGCGAUGAGGAUGAUGCAGAUGAGUUUAUUAAUCUGGCACCUGCUCCUGCGGCCAUAGCCACUCUAAAUGUGCCCCCAUGGAGGAAGAAACGCAGGUCAAGAUGGGAUGUCAAGCCUGGUGAUCCUUAGUUUAAAUUUAUUACUUUGUGCAUCAAAGCUCUCAUCUAAUCCACAAACUGGGCUAUUUCUUCUCAUGCCACUGCAUUCUUGUAAAUGUAUAACCUCAUUGAGUGAUAAAUCUUAACUCAUACAUUCAACCUAAAUUGUCUUAACUUUCUUGUUUUUGAUA
Salvia miltiorrhiza (redroot sage) is the source of this 984-nucleotide messenger RNA. Its product is annotated as probable inactive histone-lysine N-methyltransferase SUVR1. The coding region runs from base 228 to 824 and encodes 198 amino acids. The transcript is spliced from 4 exons. The record is from RefSeq and is a predicted model, not a curated record. Lineage: Eukaryota; Viridiplantae; Streptophyta; Magnoliopsida; Lamiales; Lamiaceae.